Molecule: messenger RNA, 1533 nt
Organism: Ustilaginoidea virens
Lineage: Eukaryota; Fungi; Ascomycota; Sordariomycetes; Hypocreales; Clavicipitaceae
Exons: 1
Coding region: 1-1533 (510 amino acids)
Source: RefSeq, a predicted model, not a curated record
AUGCCCCAUUUCGUCGCCAGCCUCCUCCGCUCUUCUUCGGGCAACAUCUCCUACAUCAAAAAGACGGCCAUUUCGCGAUCCUCCCGCAGCCGCUCGCGCCAUGACUCCCGCCACAACUCCGUCUCACCAAGCCCUUACGCCUCCGACUCGGAAGAUCACCACCACCACCACAAGCAUGAAAGCCGCUCCGUCAAGAUGCCCGACCUGGCCGACUCGUCCAAGAAGCACCGCGUCCUGUCCCUGCCCUUUGGUCGAUCCAAGCACGACGGCCAUGCCGGUGCUUCGCACGCACCUGCCAGUGCCCCUGCUUCCAUGGACUGGAGCAUAGAAAGCCCCCCGGUCGUCUUUUAUGGAACCCCCGAGGAGAGCACCGGUGCUCUGCUUUCAGGCCUCUUGUACAUCCACGUCCAUGACGACGUCAUCCAAGUCGACAGUUUCACCGCCACCUUGAGCAUGCACGUCACCCAGAAGCGCCCGUUCCAGAACCACUGCGCCGAGUGUCAGACCAAGGUCACGGAGCUCAAGAGCUGGCAGUUCCUGGGCCAGCACACUCGCCUGCGACGCGGGACGCACCAGUUUCCCUUUUCCGCCUUGCUCGCCGGCGACUUGCCCACUUCAGCCAGCACGCCCGUCGUCUCCAUCUCGUACCACUUCAAGGCCGAAGCCAUCUCUGCGCCCUCUUCUUCACCCGAGACGUCCUCUUUCCCUCCCCUCAAGCUCCAACGCACUCUCGACGUCAAGCGCUCCUUGCCGGAGCCGUUGUAUCCUCACCAUUCGGUCCGCGUCUUUCCCCCAACCAACAUCAAGGCCAGUGCCCACUACAUUCCAGUCAUCCGCCCUUCCGGGAACAACAAGGUCACCAUGAAGCUGGACGGCCUGCUGACACCCAACGAAAAGGUCAAGACUGUUGACCUGUGGAAGCUCAAGAAGGUGGCCUGGAAGCUCGAAGAGACCAUCAAGACCGUCGCCCCGGCUUGCCCCAGGCACGCCAGCGGCGGCUCUCAGGACCAGCAGCCUAGACGCGCCGCCGCUGAGCGCACCGAGACGCGUAUCCUGGCCGAGAAGCAGAUGCACGAGGGUUGGAAAUCGGACUACUCGGGCAACGACGGCACCGUCGAAUUUGAGUUUGACUAUUCCCUCGCCCAACUCAGGACGGCGAGGAAUGCCAGGGAUGCCAAGUACGCGUGCGACUUGAGGACGGACGACGGCACCGAAGUCUCCCAUGCCUUGCAGAUUGAGCUCAUUGUCUCCAAGGAGUUUGCGCCCGAGGGCAAACCGCAUCUUGCUGCCCAGACGGGAACGGGUCGCAUUCUCCGCAUGCAUUUUGCCGUCAACCUGACCGAGUAUCCUGGCAUGGGCGUCAGCUGGGAUAACGAGGCGCCUCCCGUCUAUCAGGAUGUUCCUCCCAGCCCGCCGGGGUACCCGUGCGAACCGCCCAUUGAGUACGAAGAUUUGGAGGAGUUGGAUGCGCUACGGCAGGGGUCGAGGUCGGAACCUGGCUCACGGCGGCCCUCUGCUUCCGGGCAUUCUUGA